This is a messenger RNA of Seriola dumerili (greater amberjack), 606 nucleotides long. RefSeq names its product transcription factor HES-2-like (gene hes2.1). Lineage: Eukaryota; Metazoa; Chordata; Actinopteri; Carangiformes; Carangidae. Gene Ontology annotation, cellular component: nucleus. The transcript has 3 exons. Gene Ontology annotation, biological process: regulation of transcription by RNA polymerase II; regulation of neurogenesis; anterior/posterior pattern specification. Bases 1 to 606 code for a protein of 201 amino acids. Gene Ontology annotation, molecular function: protein dimerization activity; RNA polymerase II cis-regulatory region sequence-specific DNA binding; DNA-binding transcription factor activity, RNA polymerase II-specific. The record is from RefSeq and is a predicted model, not a curated record.
AUGAGUCCCAGCAUCACGACUGAGGCCAACCAGCCUCUCCCUGCCAGGUCCACCGUGGCCCAGAGAAAACAAGCCAACGAACUGAGAAAGACUCUCAAACCCUUGCUGGAGAAAAGAAGACGUGCCCGUAUCAAUGACAGUCUCAGUCAUUUGAAAAGCCUGAUUCUGCCUCUUAUUGGCAAAGACAACGCACGCUACUCCAAGCUAGAGAAAGCUGAUAUUCUGGAAAUGACCGUCAGGUUCCUAAGAGACCUUCCUUCCACUCCAGUCAAAGAUUCCGCAGACAGUUACAGAGAAGGCUUCAAAGCCUGCCUCCAGCGCGUCUCCGCUCUGCUUCCCAAAACGAGCCUGGACCAAGACGCGUGCCAGCGCGUCAACGACUUCGUUCAGCAAUCUAUGUCCGCAGCCGUCACCCCAACCUGCCGUAACUGCUGCGCCCAGAGCUCCAGGACUUUCCCUCAGAUCCAGCAGAGACUCCUGAGCCUCAAAUCCAGCUUCAGCUCCAGACCUGAGAGCCAGUCCCGCGGCAGCAGCGGCGCAGGGGCUCCCAGCCCAGCGCAGCCAGGCCCGCAGCCUGUCAGCGCUGCCAUGUGGAGACCUUGGUAG